This is a messenger RNA of Liolophura sinensis, 1574 nucleotides long. Its product is annotated as RNA-binding protein NOB1-like. Gene Ontology annotation, biological process: maturation of SSU-rRNA; ribosomal small subunit biogenesis. Gene Ontology annotation, molecular function: RNA endonuclease activity. Gene Ontology annotation, cellular component: preribosome, small subunit precursor. NCBI's taxonomy places the organism in Eukaryota, Metazoa, Mollusca, Polyplacophora, Chitonida, Chitonidae. The transcript has 8 exons. Bases 42 to 1502 code for a protein of 486 amino acids. The record is from RefSeq and is a predicted model, not a curated record.
UUCACAGCAGCCAUGUGCAGGAGAGUUAGAUCUGUCAAGGAAUGAAUAUUAUGAUGGAGCCAUUUCAGAAGGUGAAACACGUGGUGGUAGAUUCCGGGGCGUUUAUUAAAAAUGCAAACAUACAGACGGUUGGUGAAAGUAUUUAUACUCUGUCUGAUGUAGUGGCAGAAAUACGAGACCAGGCUACCAGAGAGAGACUGCAGGUUUUGCCAUACACACUACAGUCCAGGGAGCCUCCUGCAGAGGCUAUCAAGUUUGUGACGGAGUUUGCUAAGAAGACAGGGGACUACCGCAGCCUGUCCGCUACUGACCUGAAGGUGAUAGCCCUAACUUACCAGCUGCAGAAGGAGUGGGUGGGGACAGAGAACAUCAGACAACAGCCACAGAAAAAGGGAGAACUUAUAACAGCACGGAAAUUGUUAGACAAUCCUGCUGAGAUUGCUGGUUUUUACUUGGACAAGAAAGGAGAUAAACAGAAGACAUUGACAACAGACACUGCCUCUAAUACAGGAAAGGAAGAAGAUUUCCAUUCCAGCACAGAGAUUGCUUCAGGGUUGUCAAGCUCAACACCUAGGGCUUCUAACACUGAUAAAGACACAGUCAAGGCUGAAAAGGCUGAUAUAGUGCUGGAACCACUGCAACAGUUAGGGUUAGAGGACACAAAGCAUGCUCAUGGCAAAUGUCAGAGUUCAGAGGCCCAGGGUUCAAGUGAUAGCAGCACAGGGGCAAGGACUGUUGAUCAGACUACUGAUAUAAACAAAAAUGGUUUAUCUGGGAGUGGAGGGGAUGUCAAUGUGGGUGAUGGGUUAGAGAGUCACUGGCUAGCUGAGGGAGAGACUCUGAGUGUGGACUUACUGGAGUCAGAGUCUGAGGAGGAGUCAGAUGAGGAAGGCUGGAUCACACCCAAAAACAUCAAGGCCAUGCAGGAGAGACUGGGAGAUGUCAACACUGAAAAGGCUUCAGUCACUGUGGCAUGCCUGACCACUGAUUUCUCCAUGCAGAAUGUGAUAAUACAAAUGGGCCUCAACGUUAUCUCUGUUAAUGGUAUGCUGAUCAAACGAGCAAAGAGUUACGUUCUGCGAUGCUUUGCCUGCAUGAAAAUAACGAGUAAUGUUAGCAAACAGUUCUGUCCUCACUGUGGGAACCACACAUUACAACGAGUUUCCAUGACAGUUGAGCAGGAUGGUUCAGUGAGAUACUUUCUGUCCUCACGGAAACCAGUCAGCACAAAGGGGCUGAAGUAUUCCCUGCCAGCUCCAAGGGGAGGUAAGCAUGGUAACAACCCCAUCCUGUGUGAAGACCAGCCCCGUCCACAACAGAGAGAAGCCAAGAAAGCACAGCACAGCCUCAAUGUGUUUGAUCCAGAUUACAUCGCUAACCAAUCACCAUUUUCCCUGAAUGACACGACAAGCCGUGCCGCUCAGUUAGGGAUCAGACAUAAAGGGGCCUGGAACAAACGCAAUCCCAAUGUCGGAAAGAAAAAGAGUGGACGGAGAAAAUAGAUUCAUCGAUAGUGCAGAGACGAACUAAAUACAUCAGACUUGAUCCUGUAUUUAAUGAAUAAACAUCAUACA